This is a messenger RNA of Bombyx mandarina (wild silkworm), 5876 nucleotides long. It is a transcript of the gene Tango1, whose product is annotated as transport and golgi organization 1. Gene Ontology annotation, cellular component: endoplasmic reticulum membrane; endoplasmic reticulum exit site. Gene Ontology annotation, biological process: endoplasmic reticulum to Golgi vesicle-mediated transport; vesicle cargo loading; protein secretion. The record is from RefSeq and is a predicted model, not a curated record. Lineage: Eukaryota; Metazoa; Arthropoda; Insecta; Lepidoptera; Bombycidae.
CAGAUGAUGUGGCCUAACGUUUUGUAAUUUAAUGUUAAAUGAAUUUAUUAGAAUAAUGAGAAAAUGACUGUAAUAAAAUUUAUUUUAGUUUUAAUAUUUAUAGCUCCAUCAUAUGGUAGAGUGCCUGAUAAAGUUUAUUGUUUAGAUGAAACAUGCAGCAAGCCACUUUCAAGAGCCAAAACAUUGAUAACUUACACAAGUGGGGAUCCUGACCACAUAUCCUAUCGUAAUAAUGCUGAAGCUCUGGUGUUUAUGAAGUCAGCUGGAACAAACCCUGAGCUAUGGUUUGCAAGUAUUGAAGGUAAAGCUGGCUUUGUGAACUCAAAAUUUUUAAGGGAACAAAAAGUAUUUGAAAAAAAUCCAAAAUUUGUAGUGCCAACAGAGUCAUUGAUACCAAAAAUUUCCUUUCAACCUGAUAAAGUUAAACAACCCCAUGAAGUGGUCGAGGGUACCACACUGUACACUACGGAAGCAACAGUCAAAGAUAUCAAUACAGCACCACAACCUGCAUCAAGUUUACCAAAUGAAAUUAAUGAAAAUUUAGGUACAAUUAAACCAGUUGACAAUAUUAACCCAAAAAAUGUUGCUUUUGAAAACAUUAAAGAAGUCAACGAAAGGCUCUUAGAUACUCCUAAUUUUCCUCAACAAGAAAUACCAAAUGUUCAAGAAGCACAAGAGAAUGAUAUUCAGAAAAAAAAUACAAUUGAAACAAAUGUUCGAUUUGAAAAUGUACCAAAUCAACAUUUAAAUGUUCAUAAGGAUGUCAAUGUUCAUAAUCCAGAAACAAAAGAUCAGAACUACUAUAAACAAGUAAAUUUGAAUGAAGCAGAAUUACAGAAAACAAGUGAAACAUUGACAACAGUUCCAAUACAAAAAUUAAAUGAAGAGAAUUUUCAUGAUCACAAUAUUUUGAAUGAGAAGUCAGUUCAAAAAGGGCAUGAGCAGCAUGGUAAUGACUUACCUAUUAUAGAAAAUAGCAGUCCUAACAUUCACAAUAAAGAAGUUUAUAAUGAGCCUCAAAUUUCCAUCUCUCAAUCUUCAUCAAGAAGUGGCAGUGAAGGAAAUAUCCCUAAUACAGAAGGCAUUAUUCAUCAAAUGCUAAACGAUGAAGUCCCAGAAAGUGAACAAAAUUUUUCAGUGCCUUCAAACAUGAAUAGAAAUGAAGAUCAUGAUAAACAUGCAAAACAAGCAGUAGCAGAUAGUACUGUAGAAAAUACACAACAACAGAACAAUCUAUAUAAUAAUAUUCCAAAUAUAAAUGGGGAACAAGUUCAAAAAAACCCAGAGCUCCCAUUAGAGACAAACAGAGAACAAAAUAAUUUCUUAGACCAACAAAAUCACCCAAACGAAAAAUUAAAUAAAAAUCAUUUUGAAAAAAGUACACCUUUUAUGGAAAACCCUUCUAAUAUUUUAUAUGACAAUACUCAAAGUGAAAUAAAUAGGCUGACAGAAACAAUUAGUACUAAGACAGAGAUAGAAUCCGAACGAACUUUGCCCAUUGUAAAUAGAUCACCCAAUUCUGAUAAUGUUGUAAACUAUGAAACAGGAAUACCAUCUACUCUGAGUGUAACAGAGAGAAAUAUCGAAAUAAAUAACCCCAAUACAGGAAUGCCUCCAAUUGUUGAAAAUCCUAACAACAUAAUUCCUAACAUAAAUUUGAAGGAAAUACAAUUGGAAUCAAGGGAGGUACCCUCAGUAGAUAGAUCUCACAGUCCUGAAUAUGUCUUAAACAAUCAAAACGAAAAUAUACGAACACCACCCCAUCCAGCUGAAACACAAAGAUAUUUUGAAACAAAUAAUGCCAUGACUGAAAUACCUCCAGUUGUUGAAAAUGUUAACAAUAUUGUUCAUAAUGCGAACUUAAAGGAACAACAACUGGAAUCAAUACCUCCCUAUGUAGACAGAGCUCCCAAUCAAGAAAAUGUAUUUGUUGAUGUGGCAGAACAAUUAAGAACACCACCUCCUCCAUAUUUGAAUCCCAUAACUGAGAAUUAUCAACAAGAUCAUUUUGAAAAUCCCACUACAGAAACGUCACCACUUCUAUUUAAUCCAUCCACAUCUGCAAUACCCGAUAUUUCCAUAAAUGAAGAGCAACAAUUAACAACAGAAUUAAAUAUACAAACAACAACUGAAGGUUCAAAAGAACCAGUUUCAGGCAUGGAUGAGAACACAAACAUUAAUCAGGAAUUGCAAAGUAACCAGGAAGUUGGUGAUAAACACUCCUACUACACGGAAACUCCUGUAGAUAUUGAAUAUGGUAACACAGCAGAGUCAAAUUUACCAACUAGUGAUGAAUACCAGGUAUUUCCUGAAGAAACCACUAAAGGAUGGUUUGCUUCCAUUUUUGACACAUUAGCUGGUAUGUGGACCUCAUCAUCUGAUGAUCAAGACAUUUCAGAUAAUACUGAAGAUAGCAUCUAUGAUGAACCAAAAACUGACAAUGCUGAAGAAUUUUCUUUUAUAAAAUACUUAAUACAUAGUUAUUAUUCAGUGAUGGGAAUAGAUGAAGAAACUCGAGUACUCUUCACAUCUGCAGGAGACGCCUGCUAUACAGAAAACUACUGUGAUGGGCAAAGUAACACAAAUAAAAAUCGAUUGUUAACAUUCCUCCUAACGACAGCCAGCUCUGUUCUUCUGUUCACAUUGGGAUAUUAUUACAUCGACAUAAGGAGACAGGAUGGUAGGCUUAUUGGAACAAUCAAUUCUUUGCAAAGAGAUUUGUUAUUUACUACUAAGGAGUGUGAGAUUUUAAAAGAGGAGCUUUCGACUACUAAGACGAAAUUAGCAGGGAUUGAAGACAACUCAUUUGGCAUGGACGAUAUGGUGCAAUCACUAAAAGAGGAAAUCAAUGAAAUGAAAGCACAGAACGAUAGGCUACGUCAUUCUCUGGACGACAAUGAAAAACUGUUGCGAGUAUCCGAAAAUACUGCCGAGGAGCUUCAGAACACUCUGAGCGAAGUGGAGAAUACUCUCAGUGAGCUUUUGGCUGAAAGAGCUAACUUAGAGGAGCAAAUUGCAGAAAUCAAUGGAAAAGCUCAAGCAUUUGAAGAGGAAUUGAUCACAGUAAGUCGAGAUCGAGAUAACUUCCAACUAAAAUAUGUAUCGGCUGAAACUACGUUAAAAGAAUCAGAAAAACAGGUCAAAGAAAUAGAACAAUUGAACAAACAGUUAUCAGAAACUAAAAACAAAAACGAACUACUGCAACACGAAAUAGAUGCUUUAAAGGAUGCAUUAAGGCAAAUGAAACAUGAUCCCUCAUCGAACGUCGAUGUGGCCUCACUUAUCGACCACGCUGAAAUCAAAGCCCAACUAUCCAAAGCUUUAGUAGAAAGAAAUAAUUUAGCCAACAAGUAUGAGGUCGAACAAAAGGAACGGGUUCGUCUCGAUCAAGAACUGAAAAAAACUCAAGAGUCAUUACAUGCGACGAACCAGCAGGCUACAGAAGCCGUCACUAGACUUGAAGUUCUAGGAAAGUAUUUCCAAGAUCGGGAGAGCGAACUACUCAAGGAAUUGAGUACUAAGGAAUCAUUGUGGCUGAGUAAACAGGGAGAAUCUGCUAGCACCGUUGAGAAAAUUGAACUACUGCAGCAAGAACUACAGAGAUUCAAAGAGAAGUGCGACACGCUGAGCCGCGAGCUGGCGGAGCAGGAGUCGCUGCGGCGCGCGGCGGUGGGGGAGGUGGAGGCGCGCGCGCACACGGCGUGGCUGGAGGCGCGCGCCGCCCGCCGCGACGCCGACGCCGCGCGGGACCUCGCCGCCGCGCUGCGCCGCAAGCUCGCCGCCACCGCGCACGACGGCGCCCUCUCGCCACAUCACAAAGUAGCAUCACCUCUGGAAAUGAGCGAGAACCCGGUGUUGCUGCCGCCGCCGCUGCCGCCUUUGUCGUUCCUACCGCCGCCGCUGUUACCGCCCCUGCCGAGACCGCCUCCGCUCGGCAGGCUACCCUCGCCUCUCCAACCUAGGUACGGGGAUCGACGCUACUCGCCGGACUCGCGGUACUCGCCGCAGAGGCGGUACUCGCCCGAGAGCCGCUACUCGCCGGAGACGGUGCGGUACUCGCCCGACAGCCGCUACUCGCCGCCGCCCCGCCGGUCGCCCUACUCGCCCAGACCCAGCAGACGACGUUCCAGAGAUAGAUACGAAGGUAGUUGUGGAUCAAGGUCUCGUAACGCGCCCGAAACAGAAUCCGAAUACCCUUCGGACAGUCCAUCGAGGAGCACGCGGCGACGGAGCAGAUACCAGAGGCAUUCAGGUCCCAGCUCUGGCUCAGGUUGUUCCUCGGAAUCCGAUAAAUAAAAUACUUAUUAAAGUAUUCAUACAAUAACAACACCGAGAUCUAAAUGUUUUUAGUACUUAGAAAGAAAGGUGCGCUAUGUAAGAAACUGGAAAUAAACAACAAAAAAAAAUUACAUUCGUUUCUGUUAAUCACUACUUAAGGUUUUGAUAAAAAUUUAAACAUUGAAGUGGUUCAGUAAAAAUAUUAGAGAUUUGCUUCAAUAAAAGUAAAAAAAAAUUCCCAAAACUAUUCACAAGUUUAUGAAUUUCUGCAUUAUAUUAUAAAAAGUAAUUAAUAUACUGCAAAUUGAAAUUGUUCCUAAUGGGUAACCAAAUAUCCAGUUCAAAUGUUAUCAAAAAAAGACGUUUGGAUCUGCGUUACGAAUCAGAAAUUGCGUGUACCGUCAGAAAAACAAUCAAGAAAUUUAGUCUGUAAAUAUAAUUUAUUUGUUAUUAUUUGUGUCUGUGCUACUUACUGUAGUUAUUAAACAUUUCUAAUUCGUCGACUUUACACAGCUUCUUCACUGAGAUGGCUAAUGUUUCAGAAUCAUUUAAAUUAUAUUUGAGAGUACUUCUGAUAACGGUCUGAACAAGCGUAUGUAGAUUUUGACGCUUAAUUCCAAAAGGUCUUAACACCAUUUGAAACGGAAAGUUAUUUUGCAUUUAAUUUAUUCUACAAAACAACAUUGUAGAAACAAACAACUCAUAAAAAUAAACAAACAAUAACAAAAAUUAAAAUUAAAAUUGUGAAUAAUAUGUAUGUGUAAUUCAUUAAAUUAUUUACUUCUGUACAUAACAAUGCUAUUAUGUUAAACUAAUCUAUAAAUAGUAUUUUUUUAGGCUCAAUCAUCUUAUUCAUAAUGGGUUAUCGGAGUUUUAUGAGCCCGUUAUAAAAAUACUGUCUGAAGAGUGUUUGUCAUUUACAAUAUGGUCUUAUUUAUUUUCAAUAUGACUUUAUUUCGAGAUUCAUUAUAUAUCAGGCGUAAAAGAGAUCCAAUAACGCAUUAUGAGUAAGACGACCACUCAUUUUAGGAAACUUCAAAUUUUAAUAAAUAUGUAGUUUGAUUUAUCAUAUAUAGGCUUAGUGACAUGAUUCUAUUUAUCUAUCCUCUGUAUAUUUUAUAUCAUGGGAAAAACGUAGACGAUGUGUGUUUUAAUAUUCUUUGUAGAUAUAAUAGAAAAUAAUUUAAAAAAAAAACUGCUUAACUUCCAAACAGACUGUAUUAAAAACUGUACUAUUUUUACGUUAGAUGUAAUUUGAUAUAAUAUAGCAGGCCAUUAUUUACUUAACAAUAUUUGAAUGGUAACAAUUUUAUUGGUUUCGAGGAUGUGCGUACCAUGCGGGUAAGUGAUCACUAUCGUGCAUUGACGUUAUCAAUGUCAAAGGCAAAGCCAAACCGUUGCCAACACUGAAGACUCUCCCCAAAUGUCGACGGAACAAGGACAUGUUCUCGCUUUUUGGGGAAUAUUGUGGAGAGGAAUUCAUUCCGGAUCUGUGUGCUUAUGCGAGUUUUUUAACGUUCUCGAUAGCGUAAAAGUUAACCCAAUUUUGUAUGCAGUUGGAACAGCGCCCCCUAGCGGCAAACGUACGCAAACGAUCC